Messenger RNA from Selaginella moellendorffii, 987 nucleotides. RefSeq names its product subtilisin-like protease SBT5.4. The record is from RefSeq and is a predicted model, not a curated record. Gene Ontology annotation, molecular function: serine-type endopeptidase activity. Gene Ontology annotation, biological process: proteolysis. The transcript is spliced from 5 exons. The coding region runs from base 1 to 987 and encodes 328 amino acids. Lineage: Eukaryota; Viridiplantae; Streptophyta; Lycopodiopsida; Selaginellales; Selaginellaceae.
AUGAAAGGAGCUUGCGAAACUGGGGAGCAAUUCAACGCUUCUCACUGCAGAAAGAAACUUAUAGGUGCCAGAUUCUUUACCCACGGCCUGCAAGAUGGUCCCGAGGCUUAUGCGAAAGCACACCAAGAAGUUCUUUCUCCAAGAGAUGUUCAAGGCCAUGGAACUCACGUGGCUUCCACUCCUGGAGGCCGAUUUAUGAGAAACGCAAACUGGUUUGGCUAUGCGAAAGGCACUGCAAAAGGUGGAGCUCCGGACUCACGUCUCGCAAUCUACAAGAUAUGCUGGAGAAACAUCGUAAGGUGCCCGGAUUCUCACAUUCUCAGCGCAUUUGAUAUGGGAAUCCACGAUGGCGUGGAUAUCAUUUCUGCAUCUUUCGGUGGUCCAGCAGGUGAUUACUUCCUUGAUUCUACGUCCAUUGGAGCGUUCCAUGCCAUGCAGAAAGGCAUUGUGGUGGUGGCUGCCGCUGGAAACGGGCAGGAACGUGAAGGGCCUGGCUCUGUGCAAAAUGUAGCUCCUUGGGUCAUCACUGUUGGGGCGAGCACUCUUGAUCGAUCCUAUUUUGGAGACCUUUACCUUGGCAACAAUAAAUCAUUUCGGGGCUUUAGCAUGACGGAGCAAAGAUUAAAAAAGCGGUGGUAUCAUCUUGCUGCGGGAGCCGAUGUUGGCUUGCCAACUUCCAACUUUUCAGCCAGGCAAAUGUGUAUGAGCGGGUCUUUGGAUCCCAAAGAAGUCCGGGGAAAGAUUGUGGCAUGCUUGAGAGGGCCACAGGUUCCAUUACGCGAAGUUUCUCGAGCUGGUGGAGCUGAGAUCCUAACUUUGAGAAACCGAAAACCUGCUCCUUCCAUGGCACCCUUUUCAUUCUCUGGUCCCAACUCGGUUGAUCCAGACAUUCUCAAGAUGGUCUCUGCGUUCUUCCCUCGCCAGUGUCCUCUCUACGACAACUGGCAUCGACAUCUAGCUCGCCAAUUCCACCUACCAGCAAGCUAG